GGUGCGGUGCCCGCAGCACUUGUGCUGUCACUCAGCCAGGCCCGCCGCUAUUUCAGCUCGGGGCCGGCGGCCGGGCUGUGCCCCGCUCCAACAUGGGCCCCCCGCUCCUCCUCGCCUGCCUGCUCGCCCCGCUCUGCGCUCGGGGCGCCAGCCCAGCCCAGGCAGGAGCUGCAGCCCCCCAGGCCUGGGGCCAGCACGAGGCCCCUCGGCGGGUGAAGAGGGCCUGGGUGAUCCCCCCCAUCAGCGUCUCGGAGAACCACAAGCGCAUCCCCCACCUCCUGGUGCAGAUCAAGUCAGACAAGCAGCAGCCCGGCGGGGUGAUCUACAGCAUCAAAGGGCCAGGGGUGGAUGAGGAGCCUCUGGGCAUCUUCUCCAUCGACAAGUUCAGCGGGAAGGUUUUCCUCAACGCCAUGCUGGACCGGGAGGAGCACGACCGCUACCGGCUCCGAGCCUUCGCCCUGGACCUGGGCGGGGUCACCCUGGAGGAGCCCACGGACCUGGAGAUCAUCGUGGUGGACCAGAACGACAACCGACCGCUGUUCCGGCAGGACGUGUUCACCGGGAGGGUGGUGGAGGGCGCUGAGCCAGGGACCUGCGUGAUGACGGUGGAUGCCACCGACGCCGACGACCCCGACACGGACAACGCGGCCCUGCGCUAUUCCAUCCUGGAGCAGGGCGCUGCGGGAAUGUUCAGCAUCAACGCCACCACGGGGGAGAUCUGCACGGCACGGCCCGGCCUCGACCGGGAGACCAUGGGGGUGUACAACCUGACGGUGCAGGCGGCCGACAUGUCCGGGGACGGGCUGACCACCACGGCCAUGGCCGUCAUCUACCUGGAGGACAUCAACGACAACGCUCCCGAGUUCACCAAGGAGGAGUUCUCCAUGGAGGUGGAGGAGCAGGCGGCCGGCGUGGACGUGGGCAAGGUUUUUGUGCACGACAAGGACCUGGCGGGCUCGCCCAGCUGGUUGGCCAAAUUCACCAUCCUGGAGGGCGACCCCGAGGGCGCCUUCGCCAUCCGGACCGACCCGCACACCAACGACGGCGUGCUCUCCGUGCUCAAGCCGCUGGACCACGAGGUGCGGGACCGCUUCGAGCUGACGGUGUCGGUGCAGAACGAGCGGCCGCUGGAGCCCUCGGCCCCCGGCAGCCCCCGGGCUCUGGCCACGGUGCGGGUGCGGGUGCGGGACGUGAACGAGGCGCCCGCGUUCCGCGAGAACCCGCGGCGGGUCAGCGUCCUGGAGGGGACCCCGCCGGGCACGGCCAUCACCACCUACACCGCCAGCGACCCCGACACGCAGCAGCUGCAGAGCCUCUCCUACGCGCUGCUCUACGACCCCGCGGACUGGCUGCAGAUGGACCCUCACAGCGGCACCGUGCGCACCAAGCGGGAGCUGCUGCACCCGUCCGCCUUCCUGCAGGGCGGCUGGUACAUCGCGCUGGUGCUCGCCCGCGACGAUGCCGAGCCCCCGCUCUCGGCCACCGGCACGCUGUCCAUCGAGAUCCUGGAGGUGAACGACCACGCUCCGCAGCUGCAGCCGCCGGCCGGGGUGCUCUGCGGGCGGCCGGGCCGCGGGGGGACGCUGCUCCUGGGGGCCACCGACGACGACCGCCCCCCGCACGGCGCCCCCUUCCACUUCCAGCUGAGCCCCCAGCACCCGCAGCUCGCCCGCAACUGGAGCCUCGCCCGCUUCAAUGUGACCCACGCCGUGCUGGCCGUGCUGGCCGAGCUGCCCGAGGGGCCCUACUCGCUGCCGCUGCUGCUCCGGGACUCGGGGACGCCGCCGCGGGAGCAGCAGCAGCUGCUGAACGUCUCCGUGUGCCACUGCGGCCGCGACGGCGCCUGCCUGGACGGGGCUCUGGCCGCGGCCCGCGCCGGGGCCGGCAUCACCCUCGGGGCGCUCAUGAUCAUCGCGGGCAGCACCAUCCUCCUCCUCGUGCUGGCGGCUCUGGGCGCUGCGCGGGUGCGCGGCCGCCGCCGGGCCCUGCGCAAGGGGCUCCUGCAGCGCUCUCGGGACGACAUGCGCGACAACAUCCUCAACUACGACGAGCAGGGCGGGGGCGAGGAGGACCAGGACGCCUACGACAUCAACCAGCUCCGGCACCCCGAGCUCUUCUCGCCCCGGGCCAGGCCCCCCCUGCGCAGGGACGCCCCGCUCAGCUCCGGGACCCCCAUGGGCCCCCGCAAGCUGCCCAGCAGCCCCUCGGACAUCGAGGAGUUCAUCAAUGAGGGGCUGGAGGCGGCGGACAGCGACCCCAGCGUGCCCCCCUAUGACACCGCCCUCAUCUACGACUACGAGGGCUCGGGCUCGGUGGCCAGCCCGCUGAGCUCCAUCGUGUCCAGCCUGACGGACGAGGACCAGGACUACGAUUACCUGAGCGAGUGGGGGCCCCGCUUCCGCCGCCUGGCCGACCUGUACGGGCACUAGCGGGGAGGGGCAGGAGGGGACACCCAGGAGGGGCUGGGGCAGGGACGGGGCAGGGGGCAGCUCACACACACACAGGAGAUGCCCAGAGCGGCGGCUUCACCAAUGGACCCGCACAGGAUGCCCGGCUGGAGCGGCUUUGCACACGCGCGUGCAACGAGAGGCUCCGUGCAGGGGGUGCACACCCGCACACCCCGCAGAGCCCAGCUCAGCAAACCUGGGGGGGGGGAACGCCGGAGUGAGCCCCGCACAUCUGGGGAGGGGGCGAGGAGACCCCUGGGCACCCCAUAAUAAAGAGCGGGGGUUGGUGGCGGGGCUGCGUGACCCCCCCCCACACCAGUAGAAACAAGGCACUUUUAUUGGGAGCCGGCAGCGCCCCCGGGGGGCUCCAUCCCCGCCCCAGGCCCCCAGCGCCGCCGCUCC
Zonotrichia leucophrys gambelii is the source of this 2849-nucleotide messenger RNA. RefSeq names its product cadherin 15 (gene CDH15). Lineage: Eukaryota; Metazoa; Chordata; Aves; Passeriformes; Passerellidae. The record is from RefSeq and is a predicted model, not a curated record. Gene Ontology annotation, biological process: calcium-dependent cell-cell adhesion; adherens junction organization; multicellular organism development. Bases 93 to 2429 code for a protein of 778 amino acids. Gene Ontology annotation, molecular function: cadherin binding; calcium ion binding. The transcript is spliced from 14 exons. Gene Ontology annotation, cellular component: adherens junction; catenin complex; plasma membrane.